Spirodela intermedia is the source of this 17649-nucleotide messenger RNA. NCBI's taxonomy places the organism in Eukaryota, Viridiplantae, Streptophyta, Magnoliopsida, Alismatales, Araceae. The record is from the annotation of a GenBank genome assembly.
AUGCCACCUCUGGACUGGCCCGCUCGCUUCAGGAUCGCCGUCGGCUCGGCGAGGGGCCUCCGAUACCUUCACGAAGACUGCCGGGUGGGGUUCAUCCACCGCGACGUCCGUCCCAACAACAUCCUCCUCACCCAUGACUUCGAACCACUGGUACGACAACCCUUUCUCUCUCUUUCUCUCUCUCCUCUCCCCUCUAUCUCAAGGUCAACGUUGAUGAUGGAGUGGUAUAGGUGGGGGACUUCGGGCUGGCGAGGUGGCAGAUCCAGGGGAACGGCGUGGACACGCGCGUGAUCGGGACGUUCGGGUAAGGCGCCACCGAAGCCACCGGCUGAGAAACUGCUAGUUGAGAGCUGAUGAAGAGGAGCUGGGUCUUCUGGUGAGCAGGUACCUGGCGCCGGAGUACAUCGAGAGCGGAGUGAUAACGGAGAAGGCGGACGUGUACGCGUUCGGCGUGGUGCUGCUGGAGCUCAUCACGGGGCGGCGGGCCAUGGACAUGGGCCGGACCAAGGGGCAGCAGUUCCUCACCGAGUGGGCGCGCCCGGUGCUGGCGCUGGCGGCGGAGGGUGGCAGUGCCGCCGCCGUCGACCGGCUUCUGGACCCCCGCUUGGACAACGACCAGACGCGCAGAUUCGCCCAGGAGCUCAACGCCAUGGCGGUGGCCGCCUCACUCUGCCUCCGCCGGGAGCCGCACUCCCGGCCGAGCAUGUCGAAGGUGCAGCCGCUGCUCCUCCCCCGGCCGUAGUGAAAACUAGGCCUGGUUUUCUGAAAUGCUUCUCCUUCCUGCCUGUGGCCACCACGGCGCUGCAGGUGCUCAGGGUUCUGGAGGGGGAGACGGUCGCCGACCCGGGCUUCAGAGAGCACUCAAGGGAGAGCAGAGGCGGUGGGCGCUUGGGGAAUUUGAUGGCGAGCAGGUACAGCGGAGGGCCGAAGGGAAGCCUCUCCCAGAGGAUCCCGCAGGAAGCGGCCGCCAGGGCCCUCGUUGCAGAGAAGAUCCGAGGCGAGAUGUACUGAUGAGCCCCCCGGAACGAGUCCCUCCUACCUACUUCUAUUAUCUUCAACAGAAGAAACCCUCCUGUGCAUCCGCGCCAUUGAUUCCCUCUGGGUCCCCAAUUUCUUCCUCGUUGAAGUCAACCCCGCAGCAGCGGGGAUACCAUUUGGGAGGCCGAGGAGCAGUGAAACACGAGAGCCACGAAGAGCAGGAAACUUGGGAAAAUACAGUUGAAUCGAAGACACAUGGAAGCUGCAGCAUUCUCCAUCGCCAACGGAAAGGGCGAGGGAAAACCACGGUAUAUGCAUGAGCCUGCGAGCAAUGCAGCGAUUCUGGCAAGAAGCGACCCCUCUGCCGAGCUUUUGCAUUGCACCACAAGAAUAAUUAAUAUGAUACACGCAAGUAGGAAAACAAGAGAAGACACAGAGACAGAGACAGAGAGAGAGGAGGUUGGGGCAAGACCUCUUCGAAGAUUCCAGCCGGGUGGAAGAUGAGGUCACUGGGAGAAGGAGCUGGGCACUGUGCUACCAGCCUCCAGAUCGUCGCUGCCGAACAUCAAGCGUUCUUCCUCCCACAUGAGGAUCUCCCUGGUGUAACGGAGAGCUCUGUCUGUGGAAUCGGGGUCCAGGCCGUUCCCCGCCGUGACAUACAGCUUCCUCCCGGUCAGAGAAGAGAAGAGCCUCUUGAACUUGACGGCGAUGUAGUGGAAGGCCUGCUGUGGCAGCGAGGUGCCGUGGCUGUUGAGGGCGCGGCUGUUGCCGGCGCUGCUGUGGCGGUGCCGGCUCACCACGGGUUCAAAGUCCUUGAACCAGUCGCACAGCGUGAGCGGAGAUUGCUCGAUUUUCCGUUCGAGGAGGUCGUACUUGGUCAACACCAGCAGGAAGUCCAUCUGCUCGAACGUCGGGUGGCUUAUUAUGCUCUCGAAGAGCCUCUUGCUUUCGAGCAUCUUGUUCGUCGGCACUCCCGUCGCGUCUUCGCUGUACUCGUCGUAGUCGCUCAUGGACACGCAGAACACGACCAGCCUCACGUCCUCGAACAUCUCCAGCCACUUGUAGUUCUCCCCCAGCCCUUUGGCGUGCACCCUGAUGAGCUGGUACCUGCAUGGCACAGCCUCACGCGGUCAGAACGGCACCGAUGGAUGUGUCCAACGGCGCCAGACAUAGCAAAGCAGAACCAGAACACGAGUCAAGACGGAGACAUUUUUUCCAUUAUUGAGCAAUUCUUGGAGGUAGCGGGCGCUAGUGCCCACAGCGGGCAUCAUAACAUGUCUCAUUUCUCAUGGAAUUGAUAGCCGAUGCUUAGAAUAAAGCUAAAAAUGGAAUACCCGGAGCUCGAGGUUACCAUAUCAAUGCAAACCAUGCAAGGUGGGUCAGUGUUUCUACUUUUGUAGAGCUUACCGUAUCAAUGCCUCGUGGUGCUCCUCGCCGUCAAACCCACUUAUGGUGCCGGCGGACGGAGGGAAAAUAAACUCUGUGCAUGCCAAUCCAUUGGAAGAUGUAAUCCCAUCAGCAUACAAGAUAUCCAACUGAGAGGGUUCGUAUUCUGCUCUUGAUAUAUCAACAGCCUGAGGAAAAAAAGGGCAAAAAAUAUCUCAAAACUCCGCCAUAAAACUCAGCAGCAGCAGGCUGGUAUAUGCCAUCGCAAGAUGUAAAGAUCUGUGCCUAGUAUAAACAUAUACACGUGAACCCCCUCAGUUCAUUAUUUCUUAAGGAAAAAGGCAAAUUUUCAAAAGAAAUCAGAAGCAAGGCAUCUGAAUGUCAGAGAAGACAAAGAAAUCCAGAAAGAAAAAGUUUGGCCAUUACAAUUUUGACGAGGCUCUAUAAAAUGGUAGUAGGAGAAGAGACCUGCGAUAGUGUUUCAGUGUCCACUUUGCAGACAGGUGUCUCGGAGACACAUCACAUUACUUUACACAAAGCCUCCCAUUUUCCACGCUCAUUUUAUUUUUUUUCUAAAGUCUGAGAACUUAUUUGGAGAUUGCUCUUGGUAAGAAGCUGAAACAACAACUUCGAAAGCACAUUUCUGUCUGCCACCGACUCAUGGUGCUCUUCGAAACAUGCUCUCUAGUCAAAAGUUUUCUUACCCAAAACUUUUGCCAGAUCUCGCAACGGGUUGAAUGUCGGAUAGCAGGCCAUGAAACUCGAUCUCGUAUUUGGAUCCUUCAUCAGAUGCUGCAGAAUGUGAAAGGGAGGAGGAGGAGAAAACUUUCCGUAGUAGGCCCAAAGCUUGACCAAUGCCUUAAAGUAACAUAUUUCCGCAUCAAAAACAGGCUCUCAGCAUGUCCAAUUCAAGAUAAGGCUUAUGUGGGCUUCAAAUGGAAAAUGUAUUACUGUGGUCACCUGAGUCCCGCAAAACAAGACCUGCAUUUUGGCCCCAAACCUACCAAAAUGAUCCUUGUAACCUUAAAUCUGCACGAGGUAAACUAAUAAUGACAAAUCAGGAUCGGACAUUGCGGAUCUUGACUCAAAGUGUUCUUAUGCAACACUCGCAGAACCAAAACGGCUCCCUCCCAGACUAUACAACCAACACUCGCAGAGCCUAACAUUGCUUGUUUUUAUUAUUUCUAAAAUCCAAACUACUCAUGAAUUAGUUCCGUAAUUCACAAUAAAUCAUCGGUAUUUUUCUUGGCACCAUACACUGUCAUCGAAUGAAAGCUUUUUUCAUUCACAUUUUGAUACUACACAAUGCACAACAGUUCAUACGUCGCUGACAAUGAAUAAUCAGAGCAUAUCCGAGCCUGUUCUCACAGUCCAAAAUAGUUUCCAGUAGGUAUUGACAUUAUCCCCACGACUAAAAGUAGGCCAAUGUUGCAUUUCAUAAGAUAUGGAGAUGUAACAUCCAUAGCAAUUGACUGAAAUAAAUUACUUUAAUUCUGCGAAACGAAAUUUUAACCUGGAUGUCGUCAUUGGAUAGGUAUUGCUAAUUGAACGUGUAAAAUAAGAUCAUAAUCCAUGGGCCAAAAUAAAAUAGCCUACAGGUUAUUAAAAGAAGAAUUGUGCAAUGAAUCAUUUGCCUCUGAGAAGACCACAUCAUGGACAGGAUAUCUCGCAGUAGCAAGUAGUUUAAGUAGAACAAGAUUUGCAAACAUCAGUACUGGCCCUUUCAGUUAGGGUUAAGUUUUUCUUUCCUAAUAGCUUGUUUUUUAGCAGUCGACCAUUUCCUCUAAAGAUCAACAAGCCAUUUCCUUUAGGUUUCCUCAUGGGCUAGGCUUUGUCACUCGUUUAAAGAGACUGGAUACUAUGAUUGCCGCUUUACAUCACUAAGUAUCUGAGUUUUUUGUCCUCUCCUCUCUCCGAGUUUGUUCUUCGACUCAACCUUCCCUGUUGCUUCAGUUUGCCAUUAUAAAUCAUGCAGCCAAAACUGGACAUCGAUCCGUAACUUUUAACCAGAUGAUUCGCAAAAUUGUCACUUCUAUGAAGUCGUAACUGUGUUCGUCCCUAUCCUCGUGUCAUUUUCAACAUCACCACCUGUAAGUUCAGAUUCCAACACAGAAAUACUCUGUUCCCUUCGCCAAGGCAUUACGCUGGCGUCAUAGAGUAAAUCAUCAAAAAAGCUUUCAGCAACGACUUUUUUAUCUCGUUUAUUACACAGUCACCAUAGUUACAACGUGCGCAUAAAAAUAAAUAUUAAAAUAAAAUAAAACACUUCAAGAAAAAUGAACUAAUGCAACAGAGAUCUGGAUUCAUGAAAGAAACCUAAAUUUUCAUGCAAUGAGAAGAUUAUAAGUUGAAAAUAUGUUAUACCCGCUCUAAAAAGUAACUUGCACUGCUAGGAAGCAACUGCAAUUCACUUCUCCGAUUAUAUGUAGCCUGGAUAGCAGCGUCCUUCCAUAAUUCUUCGACUAAGGGAGCAUAUUCACGGGUAGCGGCAGGAAAAAUAGCUUCCAGGUUCCCUGACUCCAUAACUUUGAGAAGCCAAUCAGAGAAAGCUUUCAACCUUGGACCAAUUGAGUACAAAGUCUUGCACUUGCCUCCAUCAGAUUCAUUGCCUGCAGUCAAAAAGAGUUCCAUUUCAGGAUAUAAUGAUAAAGAGGUAAAAAGGGCAUGAAGCUUAUUUGAUUAUUCAGUAGAAUUUACUUUUUGGAGGUGCACUUACAAGUAGAAUUCUGACCGGGUUAAUUUGUUUUUUCACACGAUGAUGGUAAAUAGUUCAUAGUUCAAGGUAGUAAGUAUUCGUCAGAAAACAUGAAACAUUUAUUUUUACUUCAACAAUUUAAAAAAGAUGCAUAUGAAUAAAGUAGAGAGAUAACGAAAGAAUCUAACAUGCAAUGAGCAUCAAUUGGAAAAAUGCAUAGUACUUUGUAAAAUUUAUACCUGCAGAACGUUUUCUCGUUAUUUCCGUCAAACUUUCUUCCUCAAAACGUUUACGUCCCUCCAGUAAUAUCCCAAGAUAUUUGUAUAUGUUGCUCUGGAUCAACAACUUAAUGCUUUCACACUCUCCCUCGGUGAAAGGAACUGUCUUAUACAAGAACUUUGCCUGAUAAAGAGCAAUGACAAUAUCAAAAAAAGUUUAAAUAUUAAGCAUUAAGGAGAAAUUGUCUCCAUAUGUCCACUUUACAGUCCCUACAGAAGUAUAGUAGUCAACAGAUGCACUUAAUCCUAGGCGUAGAUAAUGAUAAAAAUAAAAUAAAUGGCAGACUACUAUUCCCUACACAUCAGCCUACUUAUUGAGCAUAAUUAAAGGAAGGAAAUCUAACGAUAGUUAGGCAUUUUUUCCAGAAAUCUUGGCUAGAAACAGAGCAAUAAAGAUCUUCUACACAUCUCUAGCUCAAGGUUGUCGUCUGUAAACAAUAAUCAUUCUAACUAUGUAGCCUAGCACGUGAAUGGAAUUGGUACUGCUACAGUGGAGAUUUAUUUUUCACUUGUACAACUGUCCUAAGAGAGGUUCAAUUUAUCGAGUAGGAAACCCUCAUAAUACAGAGAGGAUCUCAAUAGGAACUCGUAAAUAUCCGACAAGUAAAGAUAUCAAACUUUUCCUAUAAUAGCUACUAGUUUCGUAGCAUCACAUAAAUAUAGUGUCUAUGAUGCUUCACUUGUAUCUUUCUUUCUAGAUGAGUGGAAAGGGAAGCCCACUGCCACGCAAGGGCCUUGAGUGCUCAAUCCUUUCAUGAGGGAUAGCCAUACCAAACCUCCAGGCAGAGUUGAACAGGUAAAGAGUUUACCCCUCACGUUCUACAAACAAACACACACACACACAGACAGACACCUAACAACGGGGAGGCCAUGUGCAGUUGCUCCCAUAAGAAGUCAAUCACUUAUAUCCGACCACUUUGGUCAUAAACCAGUUCUACUACCCCCUAUCCAGAUCACAAUGUGUGCACAAAGCUAUAAUUAAGAACGAACAGUUCAGGUGGAUCCCAGAGUCUGACACUGUUGAAAUAUCAAACAUGAAAAACGAUAAAUAGUAGAGCUAUUCUGAGAACUUUUGUACUUUAACGAUAAGUAAACUUCAAUUUAUUUUCUUCUAAGAGGCUGAACCCGACACAACCACACUAAAAUCAUCUUCCCUAAUAUCAUCCAAGCUCGCAAGAGCAUUCCAGACAAUAACCUCACUGAGGUUUGUUGCAUGACAAGUGUCCUAAAAGAGGGUAAAAAGUUCUAUUUUUGGAUCAGAAAUAAAAGAGGUUCAAAGAACCCAACCUUAACACUAAAAUCUUAGAAAACCAGAACAAAAGUUAUAUAGUUAAUCAUAACCAUACCUGCUUAAAUAUGGUACUUGUCCCUGAUUGGUGAUAUCCAAUUAAAAGGAGCUUCUGCAAUGUCCUUUGUUCAAAGUAGUCUGGCAUAGGUCUGUUGGUCAUGUUGUUAACUUCAUCUCUAGAAGUCACUAUCUCCUUACAAGGAGUGGGCAGUGAUAGAAUAGAGCAUACGAGCUUCAUUCCAGCCUGUUGACAAAUAUCUUCAAUGGAAAAGCACAUAAUUAAAGGCUAAAACGUAAAAAGGCAGAAAUGCACCCACCUUCCCCCAUAAAUGCCCUUUUAUGUUCUUCUGCCCCUCCUCUUGGUAUGUGCCAUCAGCAUUCACCCAAAAAUGAGGGCACCCAGCACAUUGGACUCCCGCCCACUGCAUUAAAAUGUAUAUUAUUGAAUAUUCUAUCCUUUGAGUCUAAUCAAAGCUUAAUGAAUCUCAAAUGACAUAAAUUUACACCUGAAGCAUCCGUAGCUCAGUUUUGGUAAUUUCUCGAUUGUUUAUGAAUACUCCAGUUGUCCCAUUGCUAGCCUCUGGCAUGAGGUUUCCUCCAACAUUCAAAUGUGGACUGAUGAUCUUGUGUGGUUUGUGUCCUUCCUGUUGGAGUUUUUUAUGAUACGAUUAUUACGUAAAGCAGAACAAUAUCUCCAUUCACAAGUGAAAAAAUUCGAAUGCAAAUUGCAAAAAGUUAGGGAUAUGUUAUCCCUCACAUAAAACUAUAAACUUGUGUGCACGUGAUAAUUGAUGCAUCAUUUGUUGCUCAAAAGCUGAAAGAGAUAUGCAACUUAAAAUGCGAUAAGUUGAGUUAAAAUGAGGUGAUAACAAGAAUCAAGGCCUAAAUGCACUUCAUAAAUUGGUCAGAAAAAGGGCGUGAACAUUUCCGAUCAGAAAUUUGACAAUAAGACUAAACUAUGUCACUGGGUUAUCGACACCAAAAUAUAAAUUUCUUUCGACAAUGCACACGAGUUUCACAUUUACCUUUCCCCAGAACCCUGACACCUUAUCGUACCAGUAAUACCCUGGCUUCAGCUUAGUAGGUGGGUUGGGGGAACUCUGUAAUAAUAUCAUCUCGUCCUGGCUAAGCUGUUUUCUGUUUACAUACACAUUUUCGGCCCUUAGAUGGUUUGCCUCACAAAACUUCUCUGCCUUCAUCACCUGUUGUACCUCCAGCGAGCUCAGUAGCUUCUUAAGGAUGCGAGAGCACUUUCCUAAGCUAUCUCUCUUUGUCUCGUCAAUUGGGAAUCCAAUACACGUAACGCACUUCCUUCCCUCAGGCAUCGAUCCCAUUGCCUUCAGCAAGCAGCUGCUACAAUACUUUGCAUCACAUACCAAGCAAACCUCCUUCUCUGUGAAUCUGUUUCCUCUGUGGCACCGGUAGCAGGAACCCUUCUUCACCCUUGGGUUGGACCCUUCCCACAGCUCCUGCUGGCCACUUGCAGUCUCCCCAUGAUUCGUCAGGCGUUCCACUUCAGAGUCCUGGAAAGACACCUGCGGCCCACGCUUGGCAUAUUCUUCCGGUGGAGCCACCGCCAUCUCCUGGUCGUCAUCAUCGGAGCCAGAGGACGGGAACCCAAAGUCGUCCGAGCUCAGUCCUGACCCGGUCGUCACCUGAUCGACGCGCGCAUCUGUACCAUUUGAGAAAUCCACACUCUCCUUGAACUCUGUCGAGAACCCCACUGUCUCCAAAACGCCGUCUGAAAGCUCCCGCGACCGAUCGGGGACGCUGGGCGAGCACCCCAGCACCCCCGAUGAAUUGCUGGCGAUAUCUCCAGAUAUAUCGUGGUCGAGCCUCUCCACCACAGUCUGAUCGAAUGCGAUCACAGACGUCGGCGACACUGCCGCCUCUGCCGCCUGAUAGAACUCCUCCUUCGGCGGCCUCUUCAGCGGGUCCGGCGAAGGCAACGGCUGGACAACGGGAACGCAGACGGAAACCGACUUCGGCGCAGAGGCUACGGAAGCGACGGGGAUGUGAUCGAUCUCAAUGGGGAUGGCCCGGGGAAUCUCGUAAGAAAUAGGGGGGCCGUCGUACUCCUCCGCAAAGGAACAGUCCUCAGCCUCCGCCUCCGCGAUCGGCGUCCCUACCGGCAGCAUUCUUCUGGUCAGCUUCUCCAUGCUUCUCCCCAAAUAAGGAGAUCCUCCCGGGGGAUUUCCUCCAACAACCCUAGAACAGGAGGGCAACCGGGAGCCCUCCUCCACCGGGGAGCUCCACCUCUGCUCUUCACUAGCCCCUCAUCAUCCAGAAAGAGCAAAACCUAAUCCUAUUCUCAUCGAUCCCCCACACGAGUACGAGCUCGGACGAUAGAGGAAGAAGACGACGGCGUCUUCUUCGCUGUUCUUCUUCCGUCCCCACUCUCGGCAGCAAUUUCCUCUCUCAUUGAGGCCCACCACUCUGUCUCUCUCUCUCCUCCCCCCUCCCCUUUGUUUUCAGUUACCACAAGCGAACAACGCGGGGGAGAGCGGUUUCUGGCUGUGGGCCCCACCCGUCGGGUCUUUUUCCCGCGAACUCUUACCCACUUGCGAAUCGCUUCGCACCGUCUCGUCCGUGGUUCGGCGGGGCUCGCGUCUCGGUGACUUACUGACGCGGUUUCCUCGCCAUUUUAUAUAAUGAAGAUGAGUCGACCCGUGACCCCAACCACGACUCGGCAGCCGGCUCGUUUGUUUCGGAAUCUUUGCGCGUCGGACCGCCCCUCUCCCUCUCUCUCUCUUUCUCUCUCGCUAAAAAUCCACGUAGACCGAGUCGGGUUUCCGAUUCGGGCCGAGAGACCCGGCCUCCUUUCCUCGCUGAUGACAGCGGCUGACGGCGCUGGAAGAUCACGACCCUUGACGGUUCCCAAUUAGCUCGAAUAGACUUGGUUAAAAACUAUAAUCUCGAGUGACAUAAUUUAAAAUAAAAACAUUGUCGUGUUAUUAGCUGGCAUCGAGCCUAUCGAAUCGGGUGCUGUUCGGCCCGACCCGGCCCGAUCAUGACCGGAUUAAAUCGGAAAUCGGUCCAGUUCUGAAGCAUACGUGCACGAGAGAGAGAGAAAGAGAAGGAGAUAGAGGUUGACAAAUGAGCCAGUCGAAGGGUGACCGGACGGGGGGAGGGCCUCAACUGGAUAGAGGUGGUCCUGUGGAGGUGACGCAGCGCCGUUGAAAAAUCACGUGCGUGGCACGUGUCGGUAGACGGCGAGAGAGGGGACUGUUCACGCUACGGAGGGAGAUUGACCGACGCAUCAUGGGCAGCGUUGACAAAUGCCUUAAAGGGUUCAUCCGUUGUCCUCACUGUCCUUCUGUCCCACACAGAGAGAGAUAGAAAUAGAGAUAGAGAGAGAGAGAGGGACACAUACAGCUCGGUGCAUCUGAUAAGGUUGAGCAGUUGCCGCCGACGCAGGGCAUAACUGCGGCGGACAGUCCACAUGAGCCCCCCCCCACUAAAUAAGGAGGAAAAUAAAUCUUGUACGCUUCACUCUCCGAAAGGUUGACUCCGUCUGCCAUCCCUGUUUCCUCGACGACCUCCAGUCAGGCUCCAGAUUUAUGGGGAGAAUACACCGCCGCCUUUCGUCGUCGUCUCAGACAAGCAAAAGGCUCCCACUCUGAACUCUCGUGUCGGCAGUAAAGACCGCGAGCUCAUCCGACAGUCCGGCAGAGCCACCCCUCCCUUCCCCCACCAAUGCGCCUCCUGUGGGACCAGAUCUAGGAGUCAAACGAUCAGAGCCUGCAGUAGUGUGGAGAGAAGUCAACUUAGGUUAGGCUCUGCCACGGUCGUCUCCUCUGUCCGAACUUCGACACAAGGAGCGGCAGGCAUCUGUUGUGUCACGUGAGACGUUUCUCUUGCCACUCACAGAUAGAGGGAAAGAGAGAGGGUUGACGGGGUGGCGACAAGAAGGAAGACGCAGGUGAACGGACGAGAUUCUGUUGCGCAUACAUGAGCACGGGGAAAAGACGGCGUUUGACCAACUUUUUAGUGCAACGGUAGUGAACUGGAUAUAAAUAUAUAUGUUUUUUAUUUACGGAAAUUAGAAGCAUGAACGCAGCUUGUACACGUUAGGAAACAUUAAGCGUUAUAUAUACACCAAUGAGCAUGGUCCAAUUGACUUAAAUAUCAAGGUUAUGGCAUUCAAGUCAGCGGGAGGUCGAGAACAUGGGGCGGCUGUGGCGGCCCAUCCCCCUUGUUAAGCCACGUGUCGUCGAAAAAGCGGUACACCAGCGUUGAUCUGCAGGUUUGGUGUGGAAUAGCACGCCGUUAAGCUCCCAAGUAAAUGCAGCUUGAUCUGGUCCAUACGUGCCUAUACCGGUCAUUUGCAUACGCACGUUUGGUUGGUACGGGCUGCUGAGGGUACCUUUCAAAUCUUGAGAAAAAAGGGUAUGCGUGCUUCCCGGGCGUGAGCGAACUCCACCUGUUCGAUGAAAUGCGCAGCGGAGGAGGAUGCACAUCCAUGGAAACCCUAAUAAUUCGAGAAGGACAAGUUACUCUGGAAACUACUUCCAAUAAUUGAUUUUUUUCUCCCUCUAUCAUGCCUCUCUCUCUCUCUCGCUCGCUCUCUGUCCUGUCCCUAUCCGGCUAUAUUUUAUGCGACUGCGAGAGCUUAUGAACAUGCAGCGGCGUCCACGACAGAGUUGAUGAAAUGUACUGAUCGGCAGAGAGAAGCGCCGAGAAAGACCCUUCCUCAACGGGGCCUAUCGGCCGACCAGCCGAUGAGCCUCUCUCUUUCUCUCUCCUCUCUCCACGAAGAGAAAGACUCUUCAUCUUUCCUGUGGUUCUCUCUCGCCCGGUUUGAGUGGGUCAAGGUCAAGAUUCCCGUUACGGGUGACAAUGGUCAAAAAUAAGAGGGCCCACCUAUAUCGCUUUUCCGGCCUGAUGUUGUGGAAAUCCGCCGGACAAGGGAGGAGCGCGACAGCCAGACAAACUCCACCGCCGGCGGCGGCUUCCGUAUAGGCGUUCUCACCGUUACUGACCAAAAAUUGCCCAAGAAGUCGUUAUCGUGGUUGUUCGGUGGCACAGAUUCGCCGGAAAGGCGUCCAGCUCUGCCCUCCCCCGAAGAGUGGAGAGAUUUAACGCUCUGUGUCCAUAAUCGUCCCCUUUAGAUCGCUCUCCUUCUCUCCCUCCCGACCGAACGGAGCGGUUUUCUAUUUAUGUCUCCUUCCCCUUCCCGCUCCGGCGACCCCUUUCGAUCCCUCUGUGGGUGCUUGCCACCGGUCUGCUCGCCUUCCUUCCUCCUCGCCGGAAUCCGGAAUUCCUGACAUCCUCUCUCUCUCUCUCUCUCAUCAUCUUCUCGCGGAGGUCUUGCACAGACCGGGGAAGAAAAAGGGAGAGGAGGGUGGUAGCGAUGAGGGAGGAGAGAGGAGGAACGGGAAGAGGUGGGAACAGAGCCAUAUUCAUGGAGACGAACAGCAUGCCGAGGUCUAACUUCUUCGCGCAGCUCCAUUCUGACCCCAACAUCCCCUGCACGGUUCCGAUCGGAGCCGGCCCGGAGGAGGAUUACACCCGCAACAGCAGCGCCUCGACGGCGAGCCAAGGGUGCUACUCCGAGCGGAGUACCAUGAGCGGCGAAGGCUCCCCCUACAACAACACCUCCUGGAACCAGAGCGCACCCUACGUCAGGUCCCCAUGGUCUCGCAGCAAGCCGUCGACCAGCUUCUUUACGGACGAUGGCGCCACCUUCCCACCUGGCACGAGGCUCGUCGGGUCGCUGGUGCGGGAGGAAGGCCACAUCUACUCGCUGGCUUCCUCCGCCGACCUGCUGUACACGGGAUCCGAUAGCAAGAACAUCAGAGUCUGGAAGAACCAGGAAGAGUUCUCUGGGUUCAAGUCCAACAGCGGGCUCGUCAAGGCCAUCGUCAUUGCCGGCGAGCGCAUAUUCACGGGCCACCAGGACGGGAAGAUCCGGGUGUGGCGGGUGUCGAGGAGGGACCCCACCGUGCACAAGCGCGCCGGCACGCUACCCACCUUCAAGGACCUGCUGAAGAGCUCCGUCAGGCCCAGCAACUACGUGGAGGUGCGCCGCCACCGCAACUCCCUCUGGAUCAGGCACAGCGACGCCGUCUCGUGCUUGAGCCUCAGCGAGGACCGGAACAUUCUCUACUCGGGCUCCUGGGACAGGACCUUCAAAGUCUGGCGCGUCGCCGAUUCCAGGUGCCUCGAGUCGGUCCGAGCCCACGACGAUGCAGUCAACGCUAUCCUGACGGGGUUCGACGGGCUCGUCUUCACCGGUUCCGCCGACGGCACGGUGAAGGUGUGGCGGAGGGAGCCGCUGGGGAAGGGCACCAAGCACUCCCCCUCUCAAACUCUGCUGAAGCAGGAGUCCGCCGUGACGGCGCUAGCUCUGAACUCGACGGCGGCCGUCGUGUACUCCGGGUCGUCCGACGGGCUGAUCAACUUCUGGGAGCGAAAGAAGCACCUCUCUCACGGCGGCGUGCUGCGGGGCCACAAGCAGGCGGUGCUGUGCAUGGCCUCGGCCGGCAGCCUCGUGAUGAGCGGCUCCGCCGACAGGACCAUCUGCAUUUGGCGGUGGGAGGACGAGGUGCACACCUGCCUCUCCGUGCUAAAUGGCCACACCGGGCCCGUCAAGUGCCUGACCGUGGAGCGCGACAGCGACUCUCACCCCGCCGACCCCCGCUGGAUCGUGUACAGCGGCAGCCUGGACAAGUCCGUCAAGGUGUGGAAGGUCUCCGAGCUGCCCACCGGCGAUCACCUCUCCCGCCGGCAACUGGAGGAGCCCUCCCUGGCCGGGAAGCAUGCCCUCGGCGGCGCCGCCGGCAACGGUGUCGGCGGAGAGGGAGCAUCUCAGUGCUUCGCCUCCCCUCUCGAGAAAUGAUCUUCUGUGGGUACCAGUUGGUAUCUCCCAUCAUCAUCUGCAGAAAGAAGGGCGAUGAUCGCCCUCUCAUCUGCAAUGAAAAGUUGCUAUUUUUACACACAGACGAAUUUAAAUUCAUAUAAAUUGAAUUGAGCAAAGUCUUAUCUUAUAAGAUAAGAUCUUCAUGAAGUGGGGCAGAGCCCCCUCGGACGUCCGACGACCUCCACCGGGAAUCGUGGAUUCAUCGAACCCGGGGAAUCCGAUUCCGCCCUAGGACGUCCGACGACCUCCACUGGACCUUGUUCCUCGUGUGGGUCGGAGCAGGCCCAGUGGGUCCGCCGGCCCACAUUCCAGGAGCCUACAGAGCUGUCCCAUUAAGACCAUUCAGGGUUGUUUUUUCUAACGGCCCGACACCUUUAUUUUUGGCCGAGACAAAUGUCGGCACCGUUGAUGUCGUGGAUUUGGGCCGUUCGAUUCAUCCGUCCGAUCGGAUCUUGACCGGGUCACAUGGACCGUUUGAUGGGAUCCGAGGUCCAGCAGUAGGCAAAACAAGCGGUCUUCUGGAUCCACCCCCGUAAAGCAAAACAGUAGACAAUCCACCGAAAGGAGAAAAACAACGGGACUCUCUCUCUCUCUCUAUCUCUCUCUCGCUCUCUCUCAUCGAGUAUGAUGGCGCCUUUAAAUGAAGCUCCCCAUCUCGCACUUCCACGUAUCAAUCUCUCUGCUGCUGUCGCCGGUUGGUAUCCUGCUGGUGCUCAUUUGAUAGAAAACUCUGAGUUUUGCGCGAGAGGCAGAGAGACAGAGUGGAGAUGGAGAUCCCGAUACCGAAGAGGGAGGGCUCCUCUUUCCCCGAGGCUCACCAGGAGGGUAACCGAGUUGAGAAGUCGGGCAACAGUCCUGUGACGAGCUGCCUCUAUCUGAGAGCCUCCCAUGGGGGGAACGAGGACGACCAGCGCCGGAAGAGGCUGGAUAAGAACCUCGUCCUCCGCCGCAUCCGCGACCACCGGCGAGCCAACGAAAACCAGGACCCCGUCCAGAAGGCCUCACUCCGGGUGGCCGGCGGGGAGAGAUGCUUCCGCCGGUGGAUGGACGAGGACGCCUUCUCAUCGCCCUGACCCGCACGAGGACGCCACCGGGACGGCGCCGGCCGGCUCCGCCGAUCGCCGCGGUUUCCUGACUCGUUCCUGCGACUGAUUAAACCGAUCAAAGAACGAUCGGAAACGCAGGAAGACAAAAGGUGAGGCCUUCGUGAACUACCACAGGUCAUAGGUUGUAAGCAAAAUUAUGGAUGAAGACAAGGGAUGAUUCCUACCGCUGUUCACAAGGUGUUCUUGGUUUGCUUUCAAGACUUGCCUGGGAGCAGGCGAAUCAUCAUCACCAAAGAUUCCGGAUAUGUUUGCGUCUGUUCCAUGCUCGUUGUCCUCAAGAUCAGACCUGCUGGUUCGGCAGGGGUUUGAGAGAGAGAGAGAGAGAGAGAUAAAUAUUCGCACAGAACCUGAUCCGUUAGUACAAAUAGAACUCAUUACUAGGACAUGAUCUCCCUGACGGAGGAGGAAGACGAACCAUACCCGCAUUAAGUGGACGAUCUCGUUCGUGACUAAGACUUAGCCUGGGAGACGCUGCCGUCGGAAUGGGUUUCAGAUCCUCAGACAAUUUUCGUCGCCGAGUCUUUUGCCGAAAUAUUGGAAAAGAGAGUUAGAUUAGAUCUGAGCACUCCGACGGAUUCCGAAUGUUUUUCAUGUAUCAUAUUGUGCAGGAAGCGUUAUCUGCUUUGAUGGGCAGCAUGCAGAGCGAAUGGGCCGCCCAAAGGAUGGAAGAAUGCGACGCUAUCCCCAUCGACGAUGGACCGAUAGACAGAUAAGCAGACAGACGGAGAGAGAGAGAGAGAGAGAGAGAGAGAGGAAUAUAGACGAGAUAGGAGAUGCCCCAACUUGACGCCCAUUGGAUGGGCGAGAGGGAGAAAACACAGAUUACACAACUGAAUCCUCAACUUGGUGCCCAUUGACAAAGGCAAAGGGAGAGAGAGAGAGAGAGAGAGAGAGAGAGAGAGAGAGAGAGCUGAGACAACUGAUGCCCUUGGUAGAACACGCGGCCAGUUUCUAGCUAUCAGGAACUUCCCCAAAAGCGAUACAACGGGUUCUCAGUAUAUUACUGUGGUCCGAAUAAGAUAUGAAACUCUGAAGCAACAGCAGAAUCCGCCGUCGACGCCACUGGAGGUAGCAAACAAGGAACCGAACAAUCUCUAAGAUUCUUUAAUGGGGGAUAAGAUACGAUACCAGCAAACUAGUGACAAUUCCAGACUUUCCAGACCAUUCCACGGAUAAUUAACCAGUUUUUGUAGACGAGUGUCGGAAUGGGGGGGGGAAGGGUGAGGGAGAUAAGGUCGGCUUGCCGGCCUGACCCCAUGCUCAGGAGGUGGAAUCCAGCAUCUGGUCUCCCAUCUUGGACAUAGUCUAGUGCCGUUCACUCUCUUGGAGAGUGGGAGGUUUGUGGCUAUGUCCCACCUCGUGGGGAAGGUAGGAGCUCUGUGGCCCACUCGCCGGUCCGGUGCAAGUCGCCAUCGGCGGAGAGGUGGGAUCUCAGUUGAAGUCGCCAUCGCACGAGAGAAGGGAUCUCCCAUUCCGCGAUCUGGUGCAGCUCACGGUCCCCAGAGAGAUGGGAUCUCGGCGACCCCCUCGCCGUCGCCGGAGAGAUGGGAUUUAGUCACCCAUGUUCCUCGGGUAAGGGUUACGCAAGUUGGCGACUUGUAUGAUGACGACACAGAGAAUGGGCCUCAAAGUGGUCAGUCCAUUGUUCAGUCGGAAAGGCCCAGAUUGAAUUGCUCACCUUCAUGCUGUCUUCCUCCCCAAGUUGGCUUCUCCACUGUCUGCCAAGAACCGCAGAGCAGCGGCAGCGGCCAUGGAGUUCGCUCUCGUAGACGGCAAGAACUUCCAUCCGGAUUGUUCUACACUCGUCCUGGUACGAACCACCCAUCCCCCCCUUUCCCCCCAUGCCACCCCCAAACUCCCGCGAGCAGAGUCUGCAAUUUCUAGGGUAUUAACGCUCGGUACCGACGGACUAUCCCUCUCAUUCACGUUGGGUGUUGCCUUUUGCAGCCGGCACUGUCGAUUGGUAACGUUGGCCAACUGUCGGUGGAUCUCCUGGUGUCCUCCACUGCUGCCGAGCGCGUAGCCUAUCUGGACGAGCCUUCUGUUCUCCCUUGCGUUGGCAACAACGCCUACAGGCUGGUGCCCGAGGGUGACCUCGCCCUUCCCCUUGAAGGUGCGUCUCUGCCCUUCCUCUCCGACGCGCCAUUCAAAAGAUGUCGUUCGACUAUUUCUGUACAUUUUUUUCUGCCCUGUUUUCCUGACGGAUUGCUCUCAUCUCUGAAUGGUGCAGAGAGCAACUGUAACUAGAAGCUUUUUAUGCUUCGUGGGACUGAAAUUAACAUCACACAACCUGGAUUUUCUGCUGAAAUUGAAAUAGGAACUGAUUUCUUGUAAACUAGGCUACUUUUGAUAUUUCCCAUUCUUCCUCGAUCAUGAUAUCUUAUAAUUACUGAAAGCAUAAAAAGCGCGGUAAAAAGUCUAUCUAUUAUAUUUUUUUAUCAGCUCGUCAAUAUGGUCAUUGUGAUCUUCGUUAAUAUCUGGAUCAUCCUGUAUGAUGUCUACCAAAUAUUUGGCGCCAUCUUCGUCUUCACCGUGUGGAACAUUAUAUUUUCUUUCUCAAUGAGCAUCUAGGAACAUUGCCAUAUGCUGUUGACUCCCUCUUAACUCUCAUUUCCUCUAGCUACCUAUCAUCAUCUUCCAGAAUUGGAUAUUCCAUUUUGAACGAUCGAAUUCAGUAAUGCUUGUGAUAUGUAUGCUCUGGUAUUUGUAUGUAGUUUCAUAUAGCUAGAUUUCUAUUUACAUAGUGCUUUUGCAUAUAUGGUAAGAAAUAAUUGUUUCACAUAGAAGUUCAUUCUUUACUCGGUUUGGCACAUUGCAGCAUAUGACUCUCCUUCCAAUGGACUAACUUUUAUCCAGCAAAGAUCUCCAGUUGUCAAGGUAAUUUUAAUGAAUCUUUUCAGCAAAUUUUAGUCUUGGAUCCUGCACUACAUUUCACCCCUUGUGAUACUAGGGGAUUACUCAACAUGUGACGGAGCUCAAUGAAACCUGUCUAGAGAGAGAGAGAGAGAGAGAGAGAGAGAGAGAGAGAGAGAGAGAGAGAGAGGGAGAGAGGUUAA